ACCGCAGCACAUAGACCAACUUUUGAUCCUGCCAAAGGAAAAGAAGCUCAAAGAGGCCCUGCAUAUCACCAGCGGCUUCUUCCAGCUCAUACACAGUUAAAAUUUCGGCAACCAGGACAAGGAGGCGAUGCUGAUUUGAAAACUCGUGAUUUGAGGCAUGAAUUAUUGCAAGCAGAGGCCGCUCACAUUUCAAAGAUCCACGGGCAGACUUUACCUCCAUCAGAAGGUCAUAAAACAGGUGAUUCAAAGCUGCUACUCGAGCAGAGAAGUACAGGAGAGGAUGGAGAGUCUGAGACGAAACGUCGGCGAAUUCUUGAGGAAACAAGACAAAUCGAUGCAGAGUCUAGUUCAGACGAUGUAGCUGACGACUCUAGCGACGAUGGAACCAGUGAUGAUGAUGAAACAGCUGAGCUGCAAAGAGAACUAGAGAAGAUAAAGCGGGAACGGGCGGCGAGAAGGGAACAAGAGGAGCAGGAAAAAGCGGCAAAAGACCAAGAGAAACGAGAGCGUGAUAUUGCUCUAGGAAAUCCUCUAUUGAACACAAAAUCCGAUUUCAACGUAAAGCGCAGAUGGGACGAUGAUGUUAUAUUCAAGAAUCAAGCACGAGGGACUGAGAACAAGGGGAAGAAGGAGUUUGUCAACGAUCUUCUCCGGUCAGACUUCCACAAACGCUUCAUGAGGUAA
Molecule: messenger RNA, 684 nt
Organism: Blumeria graminis f. sp. triticale
Lineage: Eukaryota; Fungi; Ascomycota; Leotiomycetes; Helotiales; Erysiphaceae
Source: the annotation of a GenBank genome assembly